AUGGAGGAGGCAGUGGGAGAGGGAGGUCUGGAGGCGCUGAACAACGGCAUCAAAAGCAGUAGAGGGCUUGGGGUAGAGGAGGCCCUUCUGAAUGUAGUGCAGAGGGAGCAUGGCCACCUCCGUGACUGCUUCGGAAAUGGGAACUGCUGCCCGCGGUGUUUGCUCGAGAAAUGGCAGCGUCAGUGGUCAUCCCGGAGAAAAUCCCAACUCCGACAUUCUGACUGCAGUCUCCACUCAGUCACGGCUACAGAGAAGAGCACAUGGAGACGGUCAUUUGCAAGAUCUGGUGACUGGUACCAUCAACAAGAUCAGCCUGAAGAUGACGACGACGAAGGCGAUAGUGACUGGGAGCCUCACUUGCAACCUGCUGGUAGUGAGAAGUGGUUCUGCAUCAGUACCAUGCCGAACUUUGACGAUGUUCUCCAUUGCGAUUUCUGCGGGGAAAUCCAGGAAUCAGAGAUACUUACCAAGGGGUCUUUUGCUUCUACUGUUACUCGAGAAGGUUUUCUGAUGACGCAGAGGCGAUCGCUGGACAUCUUUGUUGCUACAAAUGCUGAUGGAAAUUGUGGAACUCUGUUCAUCCAAAUUUUGGUUAUUUCAGAACCUGGCUUUCAUGUACCUGAUUGGUCACUAUGGGUCUAUGUAUUUGUGGGGCAUAUCUAUUCUUUUUAUGGUUUUAUAGAACCUUGUAUGGAAUGGCCACCAUCAAAGGAUUGCACCUUAGUUGGUUUUGAUGAGAGAAUGCUACUUCAUUCAGAGGUCGAUCAAAAGUCCCAUCCCCAUCCAGAAAGACCAGAUCGUCUUCGAGCCAUUGCUGCCAGCUUUGCAGUGGCAGGUAUCUUUCCAGGAAGGUGCUUUCCCAUCCCUCCCAGAGAGGCUAGCCUUGAAGAGCUUGGAUUGAUUCAUUCUAUGGAGCAUGUUAAUGCUGUUAAAGCAACUAGCUAUAUGCUAUCGAGUUACUUCACAUCUGAUACAUAUGCCAAUGGACAUUCAGCUCGAGCUGCAAGACUUGCAGCAGGAUUAUGUGCAGAUCUUGCCUCAGCUAUUAUGCAAGGACAUGCUAGAAAUGGUUUUGCACUUGUCAGACCUCCUGGUCAUCAUGCAGGUUUGAAACAACCAAUGGGCUUUUGCUUGCACAACAAUGCAGCAGUGGCUGCCUUGGCUGCUCAAGCUGCUGGUGCAGAUAGAGUGUUAAUUGUUGAUUGGGAUGUGCAUCAUGGUAAUGGUACCCAAGAAAUUUUUGAAGGAAACCGCACGGUGCUCUAUAUUUCUUUACAUAGACAUGAAGAUGGACGAUUUUAUCCAGGCACUGGAGCGGCAAAUGAGAUAGGAGGUCUUGGUGCAGAAGGUUACUCCGUCAAUAUUCCCUGGAAAUGUGGAGGAAUUGGAGAUAAUGACUAUCUAUUUGCAUUUGAGCAAGUUGUUCUUCCCAUAGCUUUGCAAUUCGCCCCUGAUUUUACCAUUAUAUCUGCUGGAUUUGAUGCUGCACAGGGUGAUCCUCUUGGUGGUUGUAGUGUGACUCCAACUGGGUUUGCUCAAAUGACACAUAUGUUAAUGGGUUUAUCUAAGGGGAAAUUGCUUGUUGUUCUUGAAGGAGGGUAUAAUCUACGGUCAAUAUCGUCUUCUUCUACUGCAGUAGUAAAGGUUCUCCUUGGUGAAAAGCCUGCAGUUAAGAUGGGCAAUAUCUUGCCCUCCAAGUCAGGGCUGCAAACUUUACUUGAGGUUCUGGACAUCCAGCUAAAGUUUUGGUCAAAUCUUGAGCCAUGCUAUGCCAAAGUUUGCUCGCUAUGGAAAUCAUCUCAUGCACGUGGCAGGAGAAAGCAUCAACAUUUUUUAUGUUCUGGGAUGCUUAAAAAGAAGUCACCUGGACUUCUUUGGUGGAACUGUGGUCGCCGAAGGCUUAUUUAUGCUCUACUAUUUGGUCGACAAGGUCGAAAAGCAAAGGUAGCUGGACGAAGAAAAGGGUCUGGACCUUUUUAACUCGUGAUACAACACUCCACUGCCUAUAUUCUGCUUUUUUGUGGGCAUCAUCUGAAGCACACAACCUUUCUCUUUGUGUAAAUCAUUUUUGUGUUCUUUCUGUAAAAUUAUGAGCAGAAGCCACUUCCAGAGACUCUUGGACUUUACCUUUUUGCAUGUGAGAGUUUUAUCUUAAUGGUGAGAUAUCCAUUUUCACUGGUUAUUUAUAUUCUUUUGA
Nymphaea colorata (pocket water lily) is the source of this 2197-nucleotide messenger RNA. Its product is annotated as histone deacetylase 15-like. Gene Ontology annotation, cellular component: histone deacetylase complex. NCBI's taxonomy places the organism in Eukaryota, Viridiplantae, Streptophyta, Magnoliopsida, Nymphaeales, Nymphaeaceae. Gene Ontology annotation, molecular function: histone deacetylase activity. Gene Ontology annotation, biological process: chromatin organization. The record is from RefSeq and is a predicted model, not a curated record.